Cucurbita pepo subsp. pepo (vegetable marrow) is the source of this 3619-nucleotide messenger RNA. Its product is annotated as homeobox protein HAT3.1. Gene Ontology annotation, cellular component: nucleus. Gene Ontology annotation, molecular function: DNA-binding transcription factor activity, RNA polymerase II-specific; DNA binding; chromatin binding. Lineage: Eukaryota; Viridiplantae; Streptophyta; Magnoliopsida; Cucurbitales; Cucurbitaceae. Gene Ontology annotation, biological process: regulation of DNA-templated transcription; negative regulation of gene expression, epigenetic. The record is from RefSeq and is a predicted model, not a curated record.
GUAACGGUGGCCCAGAUUUGGAGGACUCUGAGACAAAGCCGCUUUAUUCUCUCUUCGCGCUGAAAAGAGAAAGAACAAGAAGAACACCCACCACCAUCGCCAAAAUUCUUACACUUUUCUUCCAAAGCUCCAUAAAUAAACAUCUCCACCACCAACUAGAUCCGUAGCCGCCCUCUUCCAUGGACAAUACUAUGCUCUUCGCCAGCACCAGCCUUACAUCCCUUAAGAUGGUUGAUGGUAGUCAUCUUGGUGUCUCUCCAGUGCCAGAUGGUCAAGAUUGAUGAUUGUCCGUGGAGAAGUUCUGUGAGGACAAUGCUCCAGGAGGUCCAUAUACGUAUGUAGAAUAUAUAUAUAUAUAUAUAUGUAUUUAGCAUUCAGGAACAGAAAAUUGCCACUCCCUGGCAGUUGUCGAAGUUGAAAAAAUGAACUCCGGAUUGAUUGAGUAGGAAUGGGCGCUUUAAUCUCCAGAAGUGAUAAGCAAGAAUCUACGUAGUCUUAGUGGUUGAUUCUUUGGCCUUCAAGUCUGGCAACCUGUAGUUGAUGUAAUCAGGAAUAGGACUAGUCAAACUAGAGAUUAGUUGAUAGUCUUGGGGGAUCACAUGGAAGAAAGAGAUGAAUAUACAGAAUCGAGAAGUAAUAAUAAUGCUGAAGCCGUACAAGAAGCCAAGAUCAGUGUUGAAGCUGAAAUGCCAACUUGUCUUUCAAAUGAGCAAAAGCAUUCAGUUCCUGAUUAUCAUGAAUUGGAAGCAACUCCAGAAUAUACCAACAAAACUGGCGGUCCAGAUGAAGAAAAGCCAGAGGUCCAGCAGAAUAUGGAGGAAGAGAAUAAGGAACUUGGUUCAGGAGACGUGCUUAGUGAAUUAUCAGAAAAACACAAUCGGACUUUCUCUAACCUUGCUGAUAAUGAUCAAGUUGAAGCUGGUAAUUUAUUAUGCUGUGAUAAAGAUACCGAAAAUUUGAUAGUACCUAUUGAAGUUGAGACAACGACUCUUCUUGUUGACUGCUCUGAACUUCCACCUGAAGUUGUCAACAAAAACUAUAUUGAACAGAUGAACCCUCCUAUUGAAGAAUUAACCCAAAAUACUCCUUUUCAAAAUUUAGAAACAGUCCCCAGUAAUUCAGAACAAUCGGAUCACAAGGAUAAGAGAAUUUUGAAAUCAAUGAAGAUAAAGUCUAUUUUAAGGUCCCUUGUAAGUAGUGACAGAAAUAUGCGUUCAAAGACCCAAGAGAAAGAUAAAGAUCCUGAACCAAGUAAUGACUUGAAUAAUUUUACUGCUGAAGAGGGAAAAGGGAAGAAGAAGGAGAGAAAUAUACAAGGAAAGGGAGCAAGAGUCGAUGAAUUCUCAUCAAUCAGGAAUCAUUUGAGAUAUUUACUGAACCGCAUCAAAUAUGAACAGAACUUGAUUGAAGCUUAUUCUAGUGAAGGCUGGAAAGGGUUCAGCUCAGAUAAAUUGAAGCCUGAAAAGGAACUUCAACGGGCAUCAAAUGAAAUAAUGCGACGCAAAUUAAAAAUAAGAGAUGUAUUUCAACGUAUUGAUGCACUUUGUGGCGAAGGAGGCCUUUCUAAAUCUUUAUUCGAUUCUCAAGGACAGAUAGACAGUGAAGAUAUAUUCUGUGCAAAAUGUGGAUCCAAAGAAUUGUCCCUUGAGAAUGACAUCAUACUAUGUGAUGGUAUUUGUGAUCGUGGGUUCCAUCAGUUCUGUUUAGAACCACCUUUGCUAAAUACAGACAUUCCGCCGGAUGAUGAAGGAUGGCUAUGCCCCGGAUGUGAUUGCAAAGAUGACUGCUUGAAUCUGCUUAAUGAAUUUCAAGGAUCAAGACUUUCCAUCACUGAUGGUUGGGAGAAAGUCUAUCCCGAGGCCGCAGCAUCAGCUGCUGGACGAAAUUUUGAUCAUGCCUUAGGUCUUCCUUCAGAUGAUUCUGAAGAUGAUGAUUAUGAUCCUGAUGUUCCAGAUACUAUUGUCCAGGACGAUGAAUCAAGUUCUGAAACAUCUGGGUAUGCUUCUGCUUCUGAGGAAUUAGAGUCUCCAUCCAAUGUUGACCAGUACUUAGGUCUCCCUUCCGAUGACUCGGACGAUGAUGACUAUGAUCCCAGUGCUCCAGAACGUGAUGAAGAUGUUAGACAGGAAAGUUCUAGUUCUGACUUUACAUCUGAUUCUGAGGAUUUAGCUGCACUUGACAGUAGCCCCUCUUCCAAAGCUGAUAACCUUGUGUCUUCAUCACUGAAUAAUACUACGUCUACGAAAAACCCUGAUGGGCGAAGUUCUGGAGGUGGUCCUAGAAAGAGUGCACUGUAUAAUGAGCUAUCAAGUCUACUAGAGUCCGAUCCUGAACCUGUUUUGGGAAGAAGACAGGUGGAACGGUUGGAUUACAAGAAGCUCCAUGAUGAGACAUACGGGAAUGUUCCUACCGACUCAAGCGAUGACACGUACGCGAGUAUUUCUACGGAUUCAAGUGAUGACCAAGGCUGGGAUAGUAAUACAAGGAAGAGAAGUCCUAAAACCCUGGUUCUUGCACUGCCAAAUUAUCGAACUAAUGAUGAUAUGACUAACGUAAAAACUAAACACAGUUCUAAGAGGGGUACUCGUCAAAAGGCAGCUGCUGUAAAUAUGAAUAAAUCUGUGACUAAAACUCCUGAAGACACUGGAAAAGCUAGUUCUUCUGUUAGGAGAACCACACCAUCAUCGUAUAGAAGACUCAGUCAACUUGCAUUGGAGAGACUUUUAGCAUCAUUCCAAGAAAACCAGUAUCCUGAACGAGCUACAAAGGAAAGUCUGGCACAAGAACUAGGGCUCAGUGUGAAGCAGGUUAGCAAAUGGUUUACGAACACACGUUGGAGCACACGCCAUCCCUCAAGCGUUGAGGGUAAUAAAGCGAAGAGUUCCUCAAGAAUGGGCAUUCGUUCAUCUCAGGCAAGUGGAGAGCUGCACCAGCCCGAGCAAGAAUUUGGUGCCCAACAUCAAGAAUUACCAACGACAGAUAGUGUUGUGGCCCCAUGUCAGAGUGGGGAUACAGGGGAUGUCAAAUUGGCAACUCAGGAAACUAAAAGAUCAGAAUUUUCUGCCGCAAAAUCCAGAAAACGGAAGGGCAGGUCAGAUCACGCUGCAUCAUGUUCAAAGGACAGUAAGGAAUCACAAAGGCCUCCUGCCAAGUCUCCAAAAGUAAAUGAAAUCCAAACAGCACAUAGCAUUAAGACGAGGAGGAGAAAUUCCUUAUAGGUUCUGUAAGUUUCGAUCAUUCACGGGAAAUUAUUUGGCUAUUUACUCUCUUCCAAGAUACACAUUAGAACAAAUGCGGGCAUCGUCUGAAGGGAGGUAAUUCCAAGAACAAUCACAAUUGUUUGUAGUUCUUUGUAACCACAUUAGAAUUCCUCUUUCUAAUUCCUCACACAUAAAUGCUUAGUCUUAGUUAUGUAAAUCUAGAGCUUGUUGUUAGAUAUUUAUUUGUAUUUCAAGAGACCCUUCUCCUGAUGUGUUAAACAAUUAAUUAGUUGCAGAUAUUGCUAUGUUAAAGAACAAAAGAGCUACUGCUACCCUCCAGCUUCGGAAGCUUUGCUGCGGAUAUAUCACUUAUGGAUGCUACAUUGCUAUCAAGUCUAAAUUGCUCUUGGCUUUUUUAU